AUGUCUACGACUAAGGAAGUUGAUGAGGCUGUGAUGUCCUAUGCGGACCACGACUGUGGCACUUCUAAACCCGUGUGGUUGCUUGCUCGUCUCAAGGGCGAACCCAUCGAUCUCAAUGAUGUCGCAAAGGUCUACUUCCAGCAAUCUCUUCAAUACGAUCAGAGCCAGCUGGAGCGUGAUUCGGUCAAGGUCCGGAGAAAAUUCGAUUUCAUUGUUCUGCCAAUGAUGAUGACAACUUAUAUGCUGAGUUUUCUUGACAAACAGACCCUGAACUACUCCAACGCCUAUGGCCUGCAAAAGGACACGCACAUGGUUGGUAACCAGUACUCAUGGGUCUCGUCUGCAUUAUAUUUCGGUUGGCUUGUGGGAGCAUAUCCGUGGCAAUUUCUCCUGCAACGAUAUCCUAUAGGCAGGCUGAUCGGAAUUAUGCUGUUCAUUUGGGGCGGGGCUGCGGUAUUCAACUUCUCGGGAUUUUUCGCUAUUCGAUUUUUCCUUGGGAUGUUAGAAGCCGUGAUUUCUCCCGCAUUUAUCAUUCUGACAUCAAUGCUUUGGACGCGUGAGGAGCAAAGUCUCCGUACCUCAUUUUGGCUGUCGGUUAAUGGAAUUUCCUCGAUUUUGGGCGCCCUGCUUGCAUAUGGUGCAGGCCAUGCCACAGGACUAAGAAUCCCCCAGUGGAAGCUUAUUUACUUGAUCGUUGGCGCAUUGACAUUUGCCUGGGGUUUUGUUAUCUACCUGUACUUACCCGAUGGUCCUCACAACGCCAAAAUGUUGACCGAAUACGAGAAGGUCGUUGCAGUAUGGCGGAUCUCGCGCAAUCAAACUGGGUUAAAGAACUUCAAGACUGUGCCCGCACAGAUUAAGGAGGCACUCCUUGACGCAAAAGCAUGGCUAUUGUUCUUAAUGGCCAUUUGCUAUGGCAUCCUCAACGGCGGUGUAACUAACUUCUUGUCCGCUAUUAUUGAAGGCUUUGGUUAUGAUGCUUUGCGUACGAGCCUCUUGCAAACUCCCGUCGGCGCUUUUGAACUAGUCAUGGUCAUCGCCUUUGGGUAUUUGUCCAAAUUGCCAAACAUGAUUGGUGUCACGAUUCUCAUAUCUUGCAUUCCUGGACUGGCAGGUCUUAUUGGCAUUCUCAAGAUCAGCAUGAGCCAUCGAUACGCGCUUGUCGGAAUGUGUUGGAUGCAAGGUAUUCUAGGGUCCCCAGUUGUUCUGAAUUGGACACUCCCAGGUCUCAACACUGCCGGUCACACGAAGCGAAGCACUGUUCUUGGAAUAUAUUUUGUGUUGUACUGCGCUGGAAAUAUUGCCGGCCCGCACCUUUUCCUUGCCAACGAAGCCCCGAGAUACCCAACGGCUAUAAGGGGUCUGGCUGGCGCAUACGCCGGUGCAAUGGGGUUGCAGAUUAUCUACACUGGUUAUUGCUAUAUUGAAAACCGUAACAAGCAGAAGAAGGGUCUCCUGGAUGGAACCAACUUCGCCGAGGAGGCCAUGGAAAGCUUCGAGGACUUGACAGACAAGCAGAAUAAGCAUUUCAGAUACCGUCUUUAG
Messenger RNA from Talaromyces atroroseus, 1545 nucleotides. RefSeq lists its product as hypothetical. The coding region runs from base 1 to 1545 and encodes 514 amino acids. The record is from RefSeq and is a predicted model, not a curated record. Gene Ontology annotation, biological process: transmembrane transport. NCBI's taxonomy places the organism in Eukaryota, Fungi, Ascomycota, Eurotiomycetes, Eurotiales, Trichocomaceae. Gene Ontology annotation, cellular component: membrane. The transcript is spliced from 7 exons. Gene Ontology annotation, molecular function: transmembrane transporter activity.